AUGGCUUCCCACCAACAACCUAGUGCAGGGCGGGGUGGUCGCAGUAGUCAGGGCGGUGCACCAUCGCCUGCACCACGACCUAUGCAGGGUCGAGUAGAUGAAGAUGGGGAGAUGGAAGGGUUGGAGCCAGACGGGGUGGAUGAGGGGGUUGGUCAGGGAGGAGGGGUUGCCGCGGCCGCCGCAGAGGAGGCCUCUCAGCACGUGGGUAGAGGAUGGGUGCGCGGCGGUGUUAAGGUCAUGGAGGACACGGUGGUGAUGUGGGGGUUGGAGGGGCGUUGUCUGGGCCUGACUUCAGACAAUGCCUCGGCCAACAUUGCCGCAUUCAUGUGGCUGUCGGAGGAGGGUGGUGGUCGGGCUUUCUUCAACUCCCGCCUGCACUUCAGAGGGGUCGCAGCACUGGAGAUCGCUAUUGAGGGCGAGGGUGCGGAGGACGGGGACGAGGACGAGGACGAGGAGAAGGAGGAGGAGGAGGAGGAGGAGGAGGAGGAGGAGGAGGAGGAGGAGGAGGAGGAGGAGGAGGAGGAGGAGGAGGAGGAGGAGGAGGAGGGGAGAGGGGCGGACGCAACAGCGGAGGACGGGAGAGGGACGGACGCAGCAGCGGGUGGUGAGGAUGGUGGUGUUGGUAGCGGGGGUGGGAGAGGGAUGUAG
This is a messenger RNA of Closterium sp. NIES-65, 648 nucleotides long. Lineage: Eukaryota; Viridiplantae; Streptophyta; Zygnematophyceae; Desmidiales; Closteriaceae. The record is from the annotation of a GenBank genome assembly.